AUGGCCGUCGCGACCAAAGCCGCGGCCUUCGUCGCGUCGUCCCCGUGCUUUGCGGCCUUCCGCAGCGCGCACGUGGCCUCUUCGCUCGCCGACAUUGCUGCAAAGAAGCGAUACAUUGGCACGCACAAUGGUACGUUCCACUGCGACGAGGCGCUCGCGGUGUCGAUGCUCAAGCUCCUGCCGCAAUUCGCCGCGCACGAUGUCCUGCGGACACGGGACGAGGCUCAACUCGCGCAGUGCGAUGUGGUCGUUGAUGUCGGUGGCGUGUACGACCCCGAAGCUCUCCGGUUCGACCACCAUCAACGCAGCUUUGACGGCACGUUCGACGGCCGCCAGACAAAGCUCUCGAGUGCCGGUCUCGUGUACAAGCACUUUGGCCGCGAGAUUAUCCAAGCGCUGGCUGCCCCGACGACGGUGCUGGACGACGAGACGCUGGAGCUGCUGCACCGGAAAGCGUACGAGACGUUCAUUGAGCACAUUGACGGCAUUGACAAUGGCGUGGAAGUCGCAAGUGCGGGCGAUGGCCAGAAGCUCACCUACAACUACCAGGUGUCGACGAGUCUCAGCAGCCGCGUGAGUUACUUGAACCCUCGUUGGAACGAAGACCAGGGCAGCGACCGUGUCAAUGAGCAGUUCCAGCAGGCCAUGUACUUGACCAUUACCGAGUUCACGGACGCGGUCCACGACCUCGUGCACUCGUGGCUGCCGGCCCGUGCACUGGUGGAGAAAGCCGUGAACCAGCGCUUUGAGACGCACAAGUCGGGCGAAAUUGUGCAUUUUCCAGAGUAUUGUCCGUGGAAAUCGCACCUGCACGACUUGGAAGCGAAGCUUUUGAUCCCCGGACAGAUCAAGUUUGUGCUGUACAACGACCCGACGGGCAACAUGACCCGCGUGCAGGCACUGAACGUGGCGCCAGGCUCGUUUGCGCUGCGCACAGGUCUUUUGCCAGCGUGGCGCAGUUUGCGGAACGAGGAGUUGUCCCAAGUGGCGGGCAUUGAAGGAUGCACGUUUGUGCACAAUGCAGGCUUCAUUGGGGGCAACCGCACGUACGAAGGUGCGCUCGAGAUGGCUGUCCGGUCGAUCGAAGCUGCUGACGAAAAGAGCUCGUAG
Hyaloperonospora brassicae is the source of this 1110-nucleotide messenger RNA. Lineage: Eukaryota; Oomycota; Peronosporomycetes; Peronosporales; Peronosporaceae. The record is from the annotation of a GenBank genome assembly.